Molecule: messenger RNA, 1399 nt
Organism: Balaenoptera musculus (blue whale)
Lineage: Eukaryota; Metazoa; Chordata; Mammalia; Artiodactyla; Balaenopteridae
Gene: AMACR
Product: alpha-methylacyl-CoA racemase
Exons: 5
Coding region: 174-1334 (386 amino acids)
Biological process (GO): bile acid metabolic process
Cellular component (GO): mitochondrion
Molecular function (GO): alpha-methylacyl-CoA racemase activity
Source: RefSeq, a predicted model, not a curated record
GGCGGGGCCAAGAAACGCACCAAUGCGCAGACUCCGCGGCCGCACGCAGGCGCACAAGGGAGAGGCCACGAGGGCGGGGUCACGAGGGACGGAGGGAGCGUGCGACAGAAGAGGGCCCCAGGCCCGAGUGGCUGAGGUUGGGGCCGCUCCGUCUUUUACGCCUUCGGAAGGAGAUGCGGGUGCCCAUGGCUUUGCAGGGCGUCUCGGUCGUGGAACUGGCCGGCCUGGCCCCGGGCCCGUUCUGCGGUAUGGUCCUGGCGGACUUCGGGGCGCAGGUGGUGCGUGUGGACCGGCCGGGCUCCCGCGGCGACCUGAGCCGUAUGGCCAGGGGCAAGCGCUCGCUGGCCGUGGACCUGAAGCGGCCGCGGGGAGCGGCGGUGUUGCGGUCGCUGUGCGCCCGGGCGGAUGUGAUGCUGGAAUCCUUCCGCCCUGGUGUGAUGGAAAAACUCCAGCUCAGCCCAGAGAUUCUGCAGAAGGAGAAUCCAAAGCUUAUCUAUGCCAGGUUGAGUGGAUUCGGCCAAUCAGGAAGAUUCUCUAGGGUAGCAGGACAUGACAUCAACUACUUGGCUUUGUCAGGUGUUUUAUCAAGAAUUGGCAGGAGUGGUGAGGCUCCGUAUGCCCCGCUGAAUCUCCUGGCUGACUUUGGUGGUGGUGGCCUCAUGUGCACACUGGGCAUCCUGAUGGCGCUGUUUGAACGCACGCGCUCUGGCAAAGGUCAGGUCAUUGAUGCAAACAUGGUGGAAGGAACAGCAUAUCUAGGUUCUUUUCUGUGGAAAACCCAACAAACAGGACUGUGGGAACAGCCUCGUGGACAGAACAUGUUAGAUGGUGGAGCGCCUUUCUACACAACCUACAGGACGGCGGAUGGGGGGUUCAUGGCUGUUGGAGCAUUAGAGCCCCAGUUCUAUGAGCUGCUGCUCAAGGGACUUGGGCUAAAGUCUGAUGAACUUCCCAGUCAGAUGAGCAUAACUGAUUGGCCAGAAAUGAAGAAGAAAUUUGCAGAUAUAUUUGCAAAGAAGACAAAGGCAGAGUGGUGUCAGAUCUUUGACGGCACAGAUGCCUGCGUGACUCCUGUUUUGACUUUUGAAGAGGUUACCCACUGUGGUCACCACAGAGAUCGGGGCUCAUUUAUUAUUGAUAGGGAGCAGGGUGUAAGUCCCCGCCCUGCACCCCAGCUGUCCAACACCCCAGCUGUCCCUUCGUCCAAAAGGGAUCCUUUUGUAGGAGAACACACUGAAGAGAUACUCAAAGAGUUUGGCUUCAGCCAGGAAGAGAUCAGUCAGCUUAAGUCAGAGAAAAUUAUUGAAAGUAAUAAACCAAGAGCUAAUCUCUAAGUUCUAAGCACCACAACUCAAACGAAUUUGAAUAUUGCAUUUACACUAUAGAAUAAUACAAAAAA